UAUCUUACAAUGUUAACCAACCCCCGCAACAGGUAUAUUGGAUUCGACCAAUACGUCACGAAGACAUUGUUGACAUCGACUCUGUCGAAAUUACAAGUAAAUUUUCAAAUUUUUCAAGAGAGAACUUGUUUUCAUCGUUGUGAUAAUUAGUUGUGCAAUGGAUUUUAUCGAACGGGAGUUGAUUACAAACACACAGGAGCACCACGUCUAGCAGCAGUACCACCUAUUCUAGUUGAAGGUAACCCUGGGGUUAUAUCUUGUACUGAUACUGAAGAUACUGUUGUUUCUCUAUCUAAAGAUAGAUUAUCAAUACCCGAUUGUACCACCAACUCUAAAUGUGAAUACUACGCGUUGACGGAACAAACUCCACAAAAAAUAUUAGUUAAUAUAAGAAAUGUUUCAAGAAUAAGAGAUGGUGGGACGUGGAAAUGUGCUGGAACCAGAUUUAAUAUUUCUUCCUAUGUUAGAAUUGUUGCCAAAAGAGAAUUUCUUCUUGGUGCCGAGGGACCACAGACUGCGAUAUUCGGAUUAGAUGUCAUAACAAGAGAAAUAAAAAAAAUACCCAUAACGCUAAAUGCUAACCCGGUAGCCCUGUCCUUUGACCCAACAACAGACAAGGUCUACUGGAGUGAUAACAUCAACCAUUUGAUAAGAACGGCAGACUUAAAUGGGAGCAUGGCAGAAACUGUAACAGGAUCAACUGGAACUUCUACUAUAGAUGGUAUGGCUGUAGAUUAUAUAAAUAGAUUAUUAUACUAUACAGAUACAGGACCAGAUACUAUCAAUGUUUUAUCUUUAGAUAAUUACGAUUAUAGAUUAACAUUGAUUGACACAGGAUUAGAUGAGCCUAGAGCCAUUGCUCUUCUUCCUAAUGAUGGAAUGAUGUUUUGGACUGACUGGGGUGUCGAUUCUAAAAUAGAAAUGGCUGACAUGGAUGGCUCGAACAGACAUUUGUUUCUCUCGCUUCCAAAUGGAACCUGGCCGAAUGGUCUAGCUAUAGACACAAAAGCUAAAACGGUUUAUUGGGCAGAUGCAAAACUACACAGAAUUGAAUCUAUAACAAUGGAUAAAAGUUCUAGAACUGUUAUUUAUCAAUCACUAAGGGCUCACUAUUUUAGUAUUGUUCUGAUGGGAAAUCGCCUUUAUUACAAUGAUUGGACUAAACAGUACAUUAGUCGUAUGACGAAAGCAGGUGAGCUUCUGGAACAGUUCGGACCAUCUGUUUUGCAGAGAUCGUAUGGAAUGUACGCCUACAAUUACAGCGAGAUAACACAAGGUUCCAGUGUGUGUGAAAUUUCUGAUUGCCAACAACUGUGUUUACCAAAACAGCUGGGACAACAUACUUGUGGAUGUAAAAAUGGUUAUAGUUUAAGCAGUGACAAAAUCAGCUGUCAGAUAGAUAAUAGUAAAAUAAUAAUCAAACCUCUGACAGUUCCACAUAAUGUGACAGAAGGGAGACAACUUGAGAUACAAUGUGAAUUUAAUACAACCUCAUCAACACCAUCAAGUGGUUAUACCUGGCGGAAGAACGGAAUUAGGAUUCCAGGUCAAAGUUCAUCAAUUUACAGACUCCAGAGAGUCCAGAGAUCAGAUGAUGGAAAUUAUACCUGUGCCGUGGAUAUUGACGGCAGUACAAUGACUGCUACAAUAAUUCUUAAUGUCUUAUAUCCACCGAAUGUAACCGUACCACUGGAAAUGAAAGUUAUCGAGAGUACCACAUUGUCUAUAACUUGUACAGCAGUAGCUAAUCCGAGUAUUCUUAGCUUUAAAUGGACUGGUCCCAAUGGCCAAGAUCUAACUAAAUAUGAUUUCCAAGCAACAACACAUACCACUUUAACGAUGCCAUAUAUAGACAGAACUAAAUCUGGUGAAUAUUCGUGUACUGCUUCUAACACCAUGAUAGAAUCGCCAGCUCCUACUCACCCAAUAACUGCCAGAUUAUCAAAGAUAACAAUUGUUCACAUUUUAUAUGGACCAAGUACUGAAACCUCACAAGAAACAAUUAAUGUUACCAUGCAAUCUGACCUAAAGUUAACAUGUUCUGUCGACUCGAAUCCAGAACCUUCAAAUUACCAAUGGUAUAACCCCGAUGGAAGUUACGCAGCUGUCACGAGAUAUCUGGAUUUAUCAAAUAUCAGUAAAAACCAAGGUGGUGACUAUAAGUGUGAAACUAUGACAAAGCUUGUACCAACAAAUGGAGACCCAAUUACAAAAAUGCAUAGUAAAAUCUUUCAUGUUAAUGUUUUAUCUUCUUUAGGGCAUGGUGAACAAGGAGUACGUGGCCAACCCAAGAUUAAUACGACCAACAUGAAAACCGUUGGAUUAGGUGUUGGAAUAUCAGCUGCCAUCAUUGUGAUUAUCGUGGUUGUAGUAAUUGCAGCAGUAUGUUACAGAAAACGUCAUGUUAGAGGUCAGAAUCGAGAAUUAAACCGAUUUCAUAACGCUUCAGAUGCUAGGCCUUUUGCUGGUAUGGAAGUCAGUACAAUAGCAGGACAGUCGAGUGAAAGUCCCUAUGCCGUCCUGUACGACAACAGACAGGAUGGGAAUACUGCUCGUGAAAUCAGUGUUAUAGAAACUCCAACAAGUGGUUCAGAGGAAGAACAUCCUUAUGACACCGUAACAUGGAUGGAACCUAGGGUGAGUGGGCAAGUCGAUUUGAUGAGUUAAAUCUAAGGAUUUUUUAAGAUAUAUCUCCCCGUAAUACUUGAAGACAAGAAGAUUAACAACUACGACCAUUAAUAUAACCACCAUUUAAACAGACUGCUCUUCUACAAAAUAUAUACAUGUACACUGCUCAUUCAUAGUUUGAAGCGAUCAGAAUUUUUAUUACAAAACUAUAAAUAUAAUUCUUUCAGUUGACGCGAGAUUUUCGUUUGUCUGGAUUAUUAUUUCAAAUGCGAAAUAUACAUGUAUUUAACUGGUUCUGCUUAAGUCGAUCUAAUGACGAAUCCGCAUUAAUUCCUGUUUGUAAAUAUAUUCCUAAAAGCAUAUUUUCCGAACUACGUAUACGUCAUGUUCAAUUAUGCGCAUUUUAAUGAUCAUCGUUUGGGGAUUGUGGGUGGGGGGAAUCUUUUGCUUGUCGUAAGGAUUAGAUUGGUAUUUUAGAUCUAAAUGUUACAGGAUUGGAUAAGAUUUUAGCCCGACAAAGAUACCACUAUUGGUUACGUGUCAUUAUUUAUUACGACAAGGAUCAGAAAUACUUCAUCAAAAGUUAAUUUUCACAAACAUUAACACUUUAUGUUACAGCCUAAUAAUCUUUUACCAGUAAAUAUAUCUUUAUAAUAAGUUUUGUGUUUAGCCAGUUUAUAAAUUGCUUGUAAAACGUAGUUUUCAUACUUUUCUAAGCCAUGGCGCCUAGUCAAAAACUAUACCUUCGCACACAUUAUUUAGUAAUUCAGCCUGAGAUGGACAUUAUUACCCAGACAAUUAUUAUGUCCCACUCCACUUCCUAGGUAACACACCCAUAAGCAUGUGGUGUAAGACUAUAUUCCGACCACUUCCUAUAGAAAAUAUCCUAUUCCAUGUGGAGUUAUAGUGGAAGGUGAUCGUUUAUCAAAAUUAGAAAUCUUUUCGGGACGCUUCAAUUGUGAUUUGAAAUUUUCAGACAAAGUAAUUCUGCCCUUUCUCCACAUUUUGACCUCUGUUUUGCAGACUUAAACUUUGUAAUAGCAGGCACUAUUACUUUAACGCUAAUAAAAACUGCCAGAACUUACA
Molecule: messenger RNA, 3714 nt
Organism: Patella vulgata (common limpet)
Lineage: Eukaryota; Metazoa; Mollusca; Gastropoda; Patellidae
Product: B-cell receptor CD22
Exons: 17
Coding region: 676-2667 (663 amino acids)
Source: RefSeq, a predicted model, not a curated record